AACCAGUUCGCGUUUUAUUUUCUUCUUCUUCUUCUUCUUCUUCUUCUUCUUCUUCUUCUAUAUAUACUGUCUUCGUCGUUGUCUCGGCUUUCAAUUCUGAAUUUCUCGCCAUGAAAGCGUAGCCUUGCCAUAAUCCAGAUGGACGUUGUUCAAAUAAAAAACCAAGGUACUUGCGGCAAGGAUAUGUCAGAUGGGCAGUCUGUUUCUCCAGAAAUUUCAUGUACAUGGGAUGACUUUGGAGAACCCGAGGCUCUUCCUCGAAUUGGGGACGAAUACCAGGCAAUAAUCCCCCCUCUUGUGGUCAAAUCAGAUGAUUUUGGGCUCUUGAAAAUUCAAGCUGGUGGUUUACAUGAUAUUUACGUUGGAUUUCCUGCACCAGUAGCAUAUGUUUAUGACGUUGAGAUUUUGAAACAGAAGCAACAUAAUAGCAGUGAUAAUCUUGUUAUGGCAUCAAACCAAAGUAAACAUCCGACUGUGACUGAGAAUCAGGAUGUUUCAGAAGCUCAAGAGGUUAAAUCUUGUGAUGACAUGACAAAUAAGGAUUCGAAACGUGCAACGACUUCAUGCAAUUCAACAAGUUUUCUGUUUCAACAAGAAAUGAAGAUGGAAAUGAAAGAAAGCAAUGUUGGUAAUGGUCAAUGGUUGAUUCCUGAUUCCUCGUAUGAUUCCUGGAGCGACGUAGAAAUGGCGAGUCUUCUCCUUGGAUUAUACAUUUUUGGUAAGAACCUCAUUGAAGUGAAGAAAUUUGUUGGAACUAAACAGAUGGGUGAUAUUCUUUCAUUCUAUUAUGGGAAAUUUUAUGGAUCCGAGAAAUACCGUAGAUGGACGGUAUGUCGUAAAGCAAGAGGCAAGAAAUGUAUAUGUGGACAGAAGUUAUUUAGUGGCUGGAGGCAGCAGGAAUUGUCAUCUCGUUUGUUGUCCUCAUUGUCAGAGGAAAAGCAAAAUAUCCUAGUGGAGGUUUGUAGGGGAUUUAUUGAGGGUAAAGUACGGCUGGAGGAAUAUGUAUUCUCUUUGAAAGCUACAGUUGGGUUGAAUGCCUUUGUAGAGGCUGUUGGAAUUGGUAAAGGAAAACAAGAUCUUACCAGCACUGCCAUGGAUCCAGUUAAGUCUAAUCAUGCUCAUUCAGCCCGGCCAGAAAUACCAAUUGGCAAAGCAUGUUCCACACUUACACCUGUUGAAAUUGUCAAAUUUCUGACAGGAGAUUUCAGGUUGAGCAAAGCCCGAUCAAGUGACCUCUUUUGGGAGGCUGUUUGGCCUCGUUUGUUAGCAAAAGGAUGGCAUUCUGAGCAGGCUAACAAUUACGGUACUGUCGGUUUAAAGCACAGUUUGGUGUUUCUGAUCCCUGGUGUGAAAAAAUUUUGCAGACGAAAACAAGUUAAGGGAGAACAUUAUUAUGACGCCAUUAGUGACGUCCUGAGUAAGGUUGCUUCCAACCCUGUGCUUCUCGACCUCGACAUUGUCGACAAAAACUGCAGCGACAAGGAAGAGAGCGAGUCGUCUGGUCAGCAGCAUUAUUGUUAUCUUAAGCCACGAACGCCCGUUCAUAGUACAAAUACAAUGAAAUUUAUGGUUGUUGAUACAAGUUCGGCUGAUGGAAGCACAUUCAAAGUUCGAGAACUACGAAGUUUGCCAAUUGAAAUCAUAAAUACCUAUGUUUCCAAGAGUCAGUCUGAAGAUGAUGAACAAAUUUCUUCAGAGAUUUCAAUGGAUGAUACUCAAUCUGAUAACACCAUGCAUUUUAAUAAGGAAGUAAGCGACAUUUCCAAAGGCACAAGAAUCAGCUUGGAUGAAAAAGUUCAUAUUGAUGAGGAAACUUGUGUAGGUAAUUCUUCAAACAAGGUGUCUUCAAAUGAUAGCCAACAAAGAGAGGCUGUUCUGCACCAAAUGAGUCAGGGAAAGCCAAAUUCCGCAAGUUGGGAACUAAACACUUGCGGUCAACAAGUAAGCUGCAAUCUAAUUAAAAUAUUCACAGAUCCUGAGCUAAAAGAGGAACACAGUUCAUCUGAUCAUUAUGAUUUAAGCCGCAAUAUUCUCCUUCAAGUUGAUAAUCUACCCCUGUCUUCUUUAUCCAAGAGAAGUACAGUUAUUAGUUAUGUGGAUGAUCCUACUGUUGUUGAAGCUCCACGAAGUAGACAUGUACCUCGUACUUUGAUUGAUCUUAAUUUGCCUAUUCCUCAAGAUUCCGACAGCCAUGGAAGCUCCACCAUGGAAGUAAAAGGACAGAAAACUAGACCAAACAAGUGUUCGGAAAGCCUCGAUAUUUCAGAACGUGACUCGUCCAUGAUUUCUCGAAGACAAAGUAAUCGAAACCGACCUCCAACCACUAGAGCUUUGGAAGCUCAUGCUUUAGGACUGUUGGAUGUAAAACAGAAGCGAAAGAGUAAGGAUGUCUUUCUUGAGGAGAAUUAUAUGUUGGGGACUUCUUCCCAGCACGCUCAUGCAGCAAAGGUGAGACACCUAGAUAAGUUUGGAAAUGGCAUUGUGGAUUUCAAACUAGAGGACAGGGAAAGUAGUGUUUGCAAUGACAAUACUAACAUGUUCCAUAAGCUGGAAGUUUAAUCUGACAAAGAAGUAUCCAUACAAGGCUUACUUUCUCACAAGAACAAAUGAUACUUCGUAACCGUGUUCGGUCCGUUUGACACUAAUCUAUUGAAGCCUCGUGGUGAGCCGAGUCACCUUGCAACUCCCAUGGCUGUCGUCUGCUCAUCCUGUGGAAAUUCAGAUACUAAGCCUCUUUACCAUAUGAACUUGAAUUAGUUGCAUCUCAUCAGUUCGAAUCUCGGUCGAUAUGUCUCUUCGAUCGCUCCGUUCUCAAACUCCCUUAUGUUUUGCACCUGUAUAGUGUCCAGUAUUGAAAGUAGAACUUGUCUCAUGAGUAAUGGCUUCAUCUUCCACCCUCAGAAAUAAAGCUGACCCUUGUUCUAGCUCAUCAAUCCGUCUACGACGAAUGUAAAUACAAAAGAAAACGUCGGUCGGGUCGGGACAAAGAUCUCUAAUGGCUGACUGACACGAGACUAGAAUCAACAGCAGAAGGUUGCUGUAUCUGUUCCUGUUCAGAGCAUACAGAUACCAGAAGCUAAGUUGCCAAUACUGCAGGUACCAAAUUCUUAUCCUUUUACCUCUGGAAUGGAAGAUGGGUAACGUUAUAUAUUUAUUUGUGUUUGAAAAAACAAAAGAUUUAGACAAAGAAACAAACAUAAAUGUGGAUUAACUUAGACGCAACUACUAAUGUUAAACUGUUGGAUUUUGUUUGAUUUU
Cucurbita moschata (crookneck pumpkin) is the source of this 3258-nucleotide messenger RNA. RefSeq lists its product as uncharacterized. The transcript is spliced from 3 exons. The record is from RefSeq and is a predicted model, not a curated record. NCBI's taxonomy places the organism in Eukaryota, Viridiplantae, Streptophyta, Magnoliopsida, Cucurbitales, Cucurbitaceae. Gene Ontology annotation, cellular component: nucleus. Gene Ontology annotation, molecular function: transcription corepressor activity. The coding region runs from base 139 to 2559 and encodes 806 amino acids.